CAGUUAGCGGUUUUGUAAUCAAUAACUUUCUUUACAUUGCAAACACUGUGAAUGUCUAUUUGAAACACACAUACUUCUAUACACAGAUGGUUUAACAAUUGUUGAUAAGGAAUUUUUACCAAAAGUUCACUUGGUUGCAAAUCAAUUGUUUAUGGUGUUGUGUAAACUGAGAGGUAAUAUGCACUUCAAUAUUUAUUUUAUAUUGAAGAUACAUAGGAAAAUACUCGAUGAUGCUGAAAUUUAAUUUCCCACGGAUUAAAAAAAGUGAGCGUAUGUGCGAUAUUGUGAAAUUAACUUGUGAAUAUGCCUAUUGGAUCAAAACAUCAUUUUGUCAUUAUAUUAAUUAUAGGGACCUUAGUGACGUCUUUCAUUGGUAUGACAAGGUUAGGGUAUUCUUUAUCAACAUUCUUAAAGCUAUCUAGAAAACACAACAAUUCUAUUGACUCAGCUUUAGGAAUACAGAAAAAAGUAAACGGGAGUGAACAAUUGAGGAAAAAAUUAAAACAGUUAAAAAAAUAUAACACGAUAGUGAAUGACAGAUUAACGUAUAAGACACGGAAUAAUUCGACAAAAAAUCAAAACACGAAAAAAACGGAUAAAAUAAGAGAAACAGUAUGUGAUAAAUGUUUUACUCAUGAUUUUAAAUAUUUGAUAAAUAAUGAGAAAAUAUGUAAGUUAAGUAACAACAACACCGAUAAAAUAGAUUUAUUUAUCUUAAUUUUCACAGAACACAAGAACUUUGAACAACGUGACGUCAUUCGUAGAACAUGGCUGUCCUACUCCAGAAACAAUACUGGUAACAUACGUUAUGCCUUUUUGCUCGGCAAGCCGACAAGUGAUGAUCUUCACGAACAAGUUAUACAGGAAAAUAACGUGUACCAUGAUAUAAUAAAAGAAGAUUUUGUUGAUACUUAUAUGAAUUUGACUUAUAAGACCAUAAUGGGAUUUAAAUGGGUUGUGACGUUUUGUUCUUCAGCUAAAUAUGUUCUCAAAACAGACGAUGACAUGUAUAUAAAUGUACCAAAUUUUGUACAUUACAUAAAUACAUCUGGUGCAGAGUUAGAAAAUCAUGUGGUCGGUCUUUGCAUAACUUUACCAAGUCCAAUGAGAAAUAGAAGUUCAAAAUGGUAUGUGUCAAUAGAAUCGUACAAAGAAAGGCGAUAUCCUGGCUAUUGUUCGGGGACUGGCUACUUAACAAGUUUCAAUAUAGUGAACAAAAUAUUUGCUAUUUCGUCUAAAAUUCCAUUUUUUUACUUUGAGGACGUAUAUGUUGGACUUUGUUUAAGAAAAAUCGGAGGAUUUAUAAAAAAUAUAAAAGGCUUUAAUAAAGGCAGGGUUAAAUUAGAUAAAUGUGUUUAUAAUGGUAAAACAAUGUUUACAUCACACCACUUAACGGCUAAGCAAAUAGAAACUGUAUGGAACUGUACAAUUCAAAAUAUUAAAUAAAAGAAAAUGACGUCAUCCUAAAAACACAAUUUAUUCAUAAAAUGCACAAGAACGACCUCAUUUAGAGUACUUUAGAAAAAGUGACUUGUCUUACACGGUGGGGGGUAAGACAUUUUUUUUUCUUUUCUAGCACCGUUGUUUACAGUAAUUGUUCCUUUCAACUAUACAAGAAAAUCAUUGUCAUCAAUAACUUGAGGAAAACCUUAGAAUAAUAUUAAAUGUUCUCGUACAUGUAUUGUGUUCUGAUCAAUAUCAAAGAGUAAGGCUAUUUCAUUAAUCAAGUUUAACUUUAAAGGAUGUUCCUCCUUUACAUUUCAAAAAACUCGAUACCAUAAUUUGAGGUAAUGUAUAACAAGGUAAAGAAAAUCAAUAAGUAAUGGAUAUCUUUACUUAAAAACAUCUGUUGAAAGCGAUUAUAUAUAUUGAUAUUUUGCUGCAUAUGUUACAAUUAUAGUAUGAAAAGAGUUUGUUCGCUAACUUGGGUGACAUCGAGGGAUGUUUCUGCCAAAAAUUGGCUAGGUCACAAGCCCGAGACAAUAUUUUGCAAAAACAUCUCGAGAUGUCGCCAAGCCAGUGUUAUAACCCCGUAAUAAACGAGUAUCAUAUUAUUAUAACUGUUUAAUCACCAUUCAUAUUUAUUUUGUAAUAGAAAUCAUCAAAGAAUAUAAAAAUACAUGUGCCCUUCCCUCUCGUGUGCUUUCACUUUUGUUGCAAAUGGAACCCCCAUUUAUAAUGAAAUAAUACCAGCUACUGUUGUCAUAAGCUACAUUACAUCCAUUUAUAAUAAGGCAGUUGUUUGAAGUUGAUUUCGCUGCCGCCAAUAUAAAACAACAAACAAACAAAACAAAACAAAAACAAGAAAAAAAAGAGAGAACAAAACAAGAUUUACAAGCCUUGAAAAUUUUAAGACGUCCAUUGUUUGAGACUGAUUGAAAGUUGACAUCUUCUGGAGAACGUUAAUUCAAGAUUUAAGUGUUUUUUUUUUCAAAGGAAAUAAUGCAUUCAACGGAUGUACCUUUUGAUUUCAGCAGAUUUGUGUAUUAGAAAAAAAAUCAUUUCAUUUAUUAUAGUUGGUUAUAUUACAUGUAUUUAUAGAUUUUUCUCAAUACAUAUUUUGAAAUUCUCAUUGAAAGUGUAAUGAGUAUAAAUAAAGAAAAAGUUCCGAACCAUGCAAUAAUUUAUCUAAAAUUAAUAAAAACAACAAAAUAAAUUUAUACUAGAGAUUGAUAUAACUUUAAAAUUAGAAAUAGUGCAAUGAAGUUGGUUGUAACGCUGCUUUAAGCACAAUUUUUGUCAUACCUCGGUGCUCGGUCUACCUUCCCGGAUUUCCUGGAUAACUAACCAGUAUAUACUAUUUUCCACGCAAGUGACCGACUAAUCCAAAUUGAAUAACAAAACAAACACCUAUUAGAAUCAAUGGUCGAGAUCAAAUGUCGAGGAAAAAAUUAGCUUCACCGGAGGACUGAGUCAACGAUACCUGAAU
Ruditapes philippinarum (Manila clam) is the source of this 2929-nucleotide messenger RNA. RefSeq names its product beta-1,3-galactosyltransferase 1-like. The record is from RefSeq and is a predicted model, not a curated record. Gene Ontology annotation, cellular component: membrane. NCBI's taxonomy places the organism in Eukaryota, Metazoa, Mollusca, Bivalvia, Venerida, Veneridae. The coding region runs from base 304 to 1446 and encodes 380 amino acids. Gene Ontology annotation, molecular function: hexosyltransferase activity. The transcript has a single exon.